CUCCUCCUGCCGCCAGCGAACUUGGCCAUUCAGUCGCGGUCCCCGCUGCGCGCCCUCGUGCCUCCGCCUGGGAAGCCGGCGCUGUUUCCCCAGCCCAGAGGAAGAUGGCAAAGGUGGCUAAGGACCUCAACCCCGGAGUUCAAAGGAUGUCCCUGGGCCAGCAGCAGUCAGCAAGAGGUGUGCCUUGUCUGAGAUGCAAGGGGACGUGCUCAGGCUUCGAGCCACAUCCAUGGAGGAAAAUAUGCAAAUCCUGCAAGUGCAGCCAAGAGGAUCACUGCCUAAGUUCCGACCUGGAAGAUGACCGGAAAAUUGGCCGUUUGCUGAUGGACUCCAAGUAUUCCACUCUCACAGCCCGGGUGAAAGGCGGGGAUGGCAUCCGGAUCUAUAAGAGGAACCGGAUGAUCAUGACUAACCCCAUUGCCACUGGGAAGGAUCCCACCUUUGACACCAUCACCUACGAAUGGGCUCCCCCAGGAGUCACCCAGAAACUGGGUCUCCAGUACAUGGAGCUCAUCCCGAAGGAGAAGCAGCCAGUGACAGGCACCGAGGGUGCCUAUUACCGCCGGCGCCAGCUCAUGCAUCAGCUGCCCAUCUACGACCAGGACCCCUUGCGCUGCCGCGGACUUUUGGAGAACGAGUUGAAACUGAUGGAGGAAUUUGUCAAGCAAUAUAAGAGUGAGGCUCUUGGUGUGGGAGAGGUGGCCCUCCCAGGGCAGGGUGGCUUACCCAAGGAGGAAGGGAAGCAACAGGAAAAGCCAGAGGGUGCAGAGACCGCCGCCCCAACCACCAACGGCAGCAUCGGGGACCCAUCCAAAGACGUGGAAUAUGUCUGCGAGCUCUGCAAGGGGGUGGCCCCUGCAGACAGCCCUGUGGUCUACUCGGACAGGGCAGGCUACAGCAAGCAGUGGCAUCCAACCUGCUUCGUGUGUGCCAAGUGCUCUGAGCCGCUGGUGGAUCUCAUCUACUUCUGGAAGGAUGGUGCACCCUGGUGUGGCCGCCAUUACUGUGAGAGCCUGAGACCCCGGUGCUCCGGCUGUGAUGAGAUAAUAUUCUCGGAGGACUACCAACGUGUGGAAGACCUGGCCUGGCACCGAAAGCAUUUUGUCUGCGAGGGCUGCGAGCAGCAACUGAGUGGCCGGGCGUACAUCAUCACCAAGGGUCAGCUCCUCUGCCCAACUUGCAGCAAAUCGAAACGCUCCUGAAGGGCUGCCCGCCCACAUCCAGAGUCCACAGGAUCCAGCCGAGGAGAGCCAUUGUGUGCUGAAGACAUCCUAAGGUGCUGACAUGACAGCCAGAGAGCAACGUGAACAUUGAUUGUAGGUUGAGUGGUAAUGGAUCCUGGAGGGUCACUAAUUUCAAAAAGCCAAAAAUGUUCUAAGAAGUCUUAGGCUGGAAUUGUUUUUGCUGUUGUCGUUAUUGUUGUUUCCCAGCUACAACCAACUAAAGGCACAAAAUAGCAUCCCACAAGGGACCUCUAGGAGGCAUUUCCCAGAAUGCAAUUCUGAGUGAUCAAACCGCAUAGUUGUAGAAUGUGCAUGCUUGUUCGUAACCAUGGAGCUCCUCCAGGAGGGGCAGGCUGGAAUCCCAACCACCACUUGUUGCCUCCUUUUCAAAUGGAAUUUGAAUGUUAAAAAACAACUUUCUUUGGCAUGAUAAACAUAUCAAUAAAAGUUUUAUGAAUCCCUCGUA
Messenger RNA from Loxodonta africana (African savanna elephant), 1689 nucleotides. RefSeq names its product LIM and cysteine rich domains 1 (gene LMCD1). Bases 105 to 1202 code for a protein of 365 amino acids. Gene Ontology annotation, cellular component: nucleus. The transcript has 6 exons. The record is from RefSeq and is a predicted model, not a curated record. Lineage: Eukaryota; Metazoa; Chordata; Mammalia; Proboscidea; Elephantidae. Gene Ontology annotation, molecular function: zinc ion binding; transcription corepressor activity.